This is a messenger RNA of Myxocyprinus asiaticus (Chinese sucker), 1623 nucleotides long. RefSeq names its product H-2 class II histocompatibility antigen, E-S beta chain-like. The transcript is spliced from 5 exons. Gene Ontology annotation, molecular function: MHC class II protein complex binding. The coding region runs from base 64 to 822 and encodes 252 amino acids. Gene Ontology annotation, biological process: antigen processing and presentation of exogenous peptide antigen via MHC class II; immunoglobulin production involved in immunoglobulin-mediated immune response; immune response. Lineage: Eukaryota; Metazoa; Chordata; Actinopteri; Cypriniformes; Catostomidae. Gene Ontology annotation, cellular component: membrane; MHC class II protein complex. The record is from RefSeq and is a predicted model, not a curated record.
GUUCAUCUCAUUAAGUAAGUGUUAUCAGCGUCUACUUCAGUUGAGAGUUCAGAGUGAGAGAAGAUGUUAAAGUCAAAUCUCUUGUGUUUUCUUCUUAUAUUGAUGCUCUCUGUUUUUACUGGAGGAGAGGAUGCGUAUUUCGGAGGAGGGUUGAGCAGAUGCAUCUACAGCACCCGUGAUUACAGUGACAUGGUGUUCAUUGAUGCUUAUUUAUUCAAUAAAGAUAAGGUCAUAGAGUUCAACAGCACUGUGGGGAAGUUUGUGGGGUAUACUGAGCUUGGAGUGAGAAAUGCAGAGAACUGGAAUAAUAAUCCCGACAUCAUGCAGAAAUGGAGAGCUGAGGUGGACAGAUUCUGCAAAUAUAAUGCUCAAAUCGAUGACUCAUGUGUCCGUGAUAAAACUGUGAAACCGACUGUUAAGAUCACUUCAGCAAAGCAGCCUCACGGCGGACAUCAAGCCAUGUUGAUGUGCAGCGCGUAUGACUUCUACCCACAAAGAAUCACAGUGUCCUGGCUGAAAGACGGUAAACCUGUGACCUCUGAUGUGACCUCCACUGAGGAGUUGGCUGAUGGGGACUGGUACUAUCAGAUCCACUCGCACCUGGAAUACACCCCUAAAUCUGGAGAGAAGAUUUCCUGUAUGGUGGAUCACGCCAGCUUCAAUAAACCCAUGAUUGUUGACUGGGAUCCUUCUCUCCCCGAGUCUGAGAGAAAUAAGAUUGUUAUCGGGGCCUCUGGACUGGUGCUGGGAAUCGUCAUAGCAGCUGCUGGACUCAUUUACUACAAGAAGAAAUCAAAAGGGAGGAUCCUGGUACCACAUUAAUGAUGCUAGGUUUAAUGAAACAUUUGAAAACUGGAACAGUAAAAUGUUUCUCAUUUAUCUGUAACACAUAUUACAUGUGCUCUUUGUUUUUAAGAAUCCUGUUUAACGAUCAUAAAUAAUGAAAUACUGAAUUUUCAAACUCAGCCACAUGAUUAUUAAAUACACAAAUUGCAGGUCCUGAAACUGUUUAAAUGGGAAUGAAGCUUUUCUGAGCUUUUCAUUUUUUAAAAUUUUUUUUUUACAAUGAAAACACAAUAGGAAUGCAAAAACAGCAUGAGUUCUGAUACAUGUGUUUAACUCACAUUUUGGAAUCUUUAUAUAAUUGAUAUUGAUAUUCUCAAAAACUAUUAUAAAGAAAACAAACUUCUGUUGAUGUAAAUAAUGUGUGAAAUAUGUUUGUAGAUUAUUGCUCUUGCUUCAUUUCCAGGAUUUCCUGAUUAAUUUGUUCAGAAUUAAAAGAGAUUGAUAAUGCUUAGCAUGGUAUCAUCUGAAAAACAUGAAUAUAUUUAUUCUGAAGACAGAUUAAAAGUAAAUGCCUGCAAACACAUAGGCAUUAUGUUUAAUAUAAAAAAUCCUAUUUUUAUAGAUAAUGAUAUGGGUCUGUCAGAUUUAUUUUAAUGUAACUGUAAUGACCCCAACAGGACUCUUUAAUUUUGCAUUUAUUGUCUGAUUUAAUUCUUCUUCCUUAUUAUCCUAGCAAUUACGCUUGCAUAAUGAUUGAUGCUUCAAAACAUCCACAACAACAUUUGUUAUUUCUUAUGUAAAUUUAAGCUUCAAAUAAAUAUUUUUAGGCUUUACAAA